AUGGAUGGGAUCUGGGCUCUGGUUGUGUGGGCGGGAGUUGUGUUUUCGGCUGUGCCUGGUUCAACCCAAGACUCAUCCAGCCCAUUGUUUCUGAUCACAAGUCCAGAGGUGGUGCAUGCUGGGACACCCACUUCGCUGGCUAUCACUGUCCUUGCUGACUUCCCUGGCAGGGUGAUUGCUGAGAUAGCACACGGCAACUCCAAAGUUGCCAAAACAGAGGACUUCCAAGGAGGUUUGACCAGAGUCCUCACAGUCCCUGCUAUUCUUGGAUCUACAACUGCAAAUUCCCCCUUAAGCUUGACGGUGAGGGUCUACAGAGAGAACGAUCUCAUUUUUACCAACACCACCACCCUCAGCUUCAGCCCCAGGAACGUCUCUACCUUCAUUCAAACGGACAGAUCACACUACCAACCAGGCGACACCGUCAAAGUCAGAGUUGUGUCUGUACAGAUGGAUAACCAUCCGUACAAAGGCAGAGUGGAUAUCUCUGUACAGGAUCCCAGAGGGAACGUCGUCGACAGGUGGGAGUCCACGGGGAACCUGGGCAUUGUAUUGUGGGAAUUCAGUCUAUCCCAGACGAUCCCAAAUCCUCUUGGCCAGUGGGUGAUCACAACCACAAUGAAUGGCGUCACUGAUGCGAGAGCGUUCACUGUGGAGCAUUACGAGCAUUCUCACUUUGAAGUGCUGCUCAAGACACCUUCCCGGGUCCUCGUUGGAGAGGACAUAUCAGGAUCAGUGAGAGCACUGUACCCCAGUGGACGACCUGUACAAGGAACACUAACUGUCUCAGUCACUCUGGCGCCCGCUAUGCCCAAUACUGCAUCGCCAUUCGUGCAAACACAAACUAAAUCGAUCUACGGGUCAACACAGUUUUUCUUCAGCAACGAUCUGCUUCAAGGAAUUGGCAGCAGCGUGCACGUUGCCGUCUGUGUUACUGACAACUCCACAAGAUCUAAAGUGAACAAAACUGUUGAAGUCCGACGCAUGAGGAACACAUUCCAGCUUGCGUUCCAUGAUUCGCCACCGACACUGAAGCCGCCUCUACUCUUCGUCACACAACUGAGGAUCUCUAGAUAUGACGGAAUGCCACUCAGCGCUCGGGAUCUGACUCAGUCUGCUGCGAUUGAAGUCACUCAGAGAACAUCCACGGUGAACGCUGAACCUACAACUCUGACACUCCGAGUGCCGGAGGACGGGAACAUCCACAUUCAGUUAGAGUUACAGGAUCAAGUAGGGAUGCUUUUUAUUCGGGCAAGAUUCCAAUCCAGUGAGGAGACUCUGACGGUGUACAACAAUCACAUUUCUCCCAGCGGCUCCUAUAUUCAGAUCUCCCCAAUCGACACCUUACCGGCACAGAUUCGAUUGCCUCUUCAGAUAGCUGUGAAGAGCACAUUUCAACCAACUGAGCUGCACUUUGUGGUGAGCUCUGGAGGUCAAGUGGUGGCUGCCGGGACAAAGACUUCCUCCUCUUUUUCUCUGACCCCAACAGUGUCCUGGUCCCCUGAGGCCUGCGUCACUGUCUACUGCAUCCUCUCUGACGGAGAGGUCACCAUGGACACGGCGCACAUCCCCAUCAACCAACACAACUAUGGGUCUCUGAGCUGGAGCACCGACAAAGCUCAGCCAGGUGAACAGGUGUCUCUCACCGUGACGGCUCUCGAACCGAGAUCCCAGCUGGGAAUCGUGGUGAUGGGGGCGCAUGGUGACGCUCCGCGGGCUGACCUCGACUUAAAAGUGGAGCAGGAAUGUAAUAUUAGGAUGCUGACCAAUGCCAGACUGUAUCAGAAAAACAAGCCCGAUGGACCCACAAAUGACGGAGAUGACCUAAUGGUAGAGAAGUACUGGAGCCAUUGGAUGGAUGCCACUGAAUCCUUGCUGUGGUUCGACACUAGUGUCAGUAUUCAAACGUGGAUAAGUGAGAAAAUAACAGUGCCAGAUGGCGUUAUGUCUUUGAGAGCUUUUGCACUGGUGAUGUCAGACAACCUGGGUCUGGGCUUCACUCCGGUGCCACAAAAGCUCACCGUGUCCAAAGAUUUUUCCUUGUCUCUGGAUGUCCCAUCGUACCUCAUCAGAGGAGAGGAGAUUGUGCUGGAGGUGAACAUCAUCAACCAUUUAGAGCAUGACGUAGAGGUAAUCGUGCUGCUAGCACAGAGUGAGGCCUUUGAGUUUGUUUUGGCAGACAGAGGGGAUGCCUCGGUGGUAAAUGCCCGAAAACUCACCAUGGGGAGUCAUGCGGCUGCUUCAGCACUGUUCCCUAUAAGGCCCGCGGGUCUGGGCGAGAUGGAAAUAUCUGUGGAUGCCGUAUCCGCGGAGGCCUCAGACAGCCUUCUUUGGAGAGUGCUUGUGAAGCCUGAGGGAGUUGAACAGUCCUUCUCGAAGACUCUGUUCCUGGAGAUGGCCCCGUUGAAAUACAACAGUUCCAGAUCCAUCUCCUUCUCCUUUCCACCAGAUGUGGUAGCGGGCAGUCAGAGGGCCUAUGUGGCAGUGGUUGGUGAUAUCUUGGCCUUGUCCAUCAGAAAUUUGGAUUCGCUGGUUCAGUUGCCCGUUGGCUGCGGGGAGCAGAACAUGAUCCACUUUGCUCCAAGUAUUUAUGUAAUCCAGUACCUGGACAGUUCAGUUGAGGGCAAUAAAGAGAUCAGGAGCAGGGCUCUGGGCUACAUGAUGGAAGGAUAUCAAAGACAACUGUCCUACCAACGAGAUGAUGGCUCAUUCAGCGCUUUCGGAGCCAGCGACACCUCUGGCAGCACAUGGUUGACAGCCUUCGUGCUGAGGUGCUUCCUCCAGGCUCAGUCCUACAUGCAGGUAGACCAGAGUGUCCUGACCAGAGCCAUGACUUGGCUCUUGAGCCACCAGGGGCCCCAGGGUGAGUUCAGAGAGGUGGGCAGGUUGAUCUCCACGGAAAUACAUGGAGGACUGGAUGGUGGGUCAGUGGGACUCACUGCCUAUGUACUGAUGGCACUGCUGGAGGACGACAGCUACGUGGACAAGUACCCAGGGAAUGUGUCCCUGGCUCAGAGGUACCUGGAGAGCAAAGUGUCCAGUGGAGCGGUGGUCAGUAACUACAGCCUGUGUCUGGUGGCCUACGCUUUAGCUCUGACCAAUAGUCCUGUGGCGGAAACUGCCCUAGAUGAGCUCAGCAGGAGAGCUGACUACAGAGAUGGAGUCAGGAUGUGGGGAUCCUCGGCUGGCCUGGAGUCACAUGACUGGCAGACGCGCUCAGCACAGAUCGAGAUGGCCUCUUAUGUGCUGCUGGCUCUUUAUUGGCGCGGCAGCUUGGUGGAGGCCAUUGAAAUCUUGAAAUGGUUAAGCGAGCAAAGAAACCAUUUAGGAGGCUACGGGACCACACAGGACACAGUGGUUGCCCUCCAGGCUCUGGCUGUUUACGCUGCCUUCAGCGGUGCCAACGCCAUCAAACUCCGACUCAACAUAUCCGCCCCGGCGUCUUCAUUCGUGUCACUUUUUACCAUCAACUCCACCAACUAUCUGACGUAUAUGCGCCAAGAGAUCAAUUCUGACAAAGAUCUGAACUUAAAUAUAUACAUGGAGGGAAGAGGAUUUGCAAUAUUGCAGAUGAAUAUCUUUUACAACUUGGAGACCAAAGCUUUUUCACAGAACCUGCAGCACACCAAAGACGAGGAGGCUUUCUCAUUAAGUGUUGAUGUUACUGAGGAAAUAGACAACAGUCACAUGCUGUUAACUAUAUGCACGGGGUUAAAGGACAAUCAGGUGAUAUCUCAUACGGGCAUGGUUAUACUGGACGUGGGCAUGCUCAGUGGUUUCAGUCUCUCUCCUGGAGCAGCUGGCCUUACUGAUCUUAUCAGAAAUGUGGAUAUACUUCCUGAGAAAGUCAGCCUCUACCUAGAUUCACUGAACAAGUCAGAGGUUUGCAUCAGACUUCCAGUUAUCAGAGAUUACAAAGUGGCUCGCGUACAGGAUGCUGUGGUGCGGGCUUACGACUACUAUGAACCCACGAGAAAGGCAACACGAACAUACAACUCCGACUUCCUGCACAACAUGAAUCUGUGCUCCUUCUGUGGUGAGAACUGUGAUCGCUGUCGGCCUGGAGUCACCAUCACCGUGAACUCCCCUCAGUCGUCUCGCUCUGUAGGCAGCGCCACCUGCAGCUUCAUCGGCCUAUUUCUUGGAGCCACUGCUUCUUUUAUUGUCGUCUAAUUGGAAUGAAUUAUAGCUAAGAUACAAUCAGACAUAAUUAUAU
Messenger RNA from Anarrhichthys ocellatus (wolf-eel), 4216 nucleotides. RefSeq names its product CD109 antigen-like. The record is from RefSeq and is a predicted model, not a curated record. Lineage: Eukaryota; Metazoa; Chordata; Actinopteri; Perciformes; Anarhichadidae. Gene Ontology annotation, molecular function: endopeptidase inhibitor activity. Gene Ontology annotation, cellular component: extracellular region. The coding region runs from base 1 to 4173 and encodes 1390 amino acids. The transcript is spliced from 32 exons.